AUGCGCUUGGUCAUUAGCCGCGGCUGGUUCACGCUUGUUAUCCCUUCAUUUGGCACUAUACACUUGUUUGUUGAUGCUUCGCACGAGUUUUGUCUUGGUGUUCGAAUUAUAAGUUUCGAGAUCGCCGAGAGAUUCGCGAAGUAUUGGCACGAUUAUAGGAACGGCAAGGACUCUUCGGAGCCGACGUUGCGGCAAGUGAACGGAAAAGGGAAGAAGAUGCGAAAACCGCGAACGAUUUACUCGAGUUUGCAGCUGCAACAGCUGAACCGACGGUUUCAGCGCACUCAGUACCUCGCCCUGCCCGAAAGGGCUGAACUGGCUGCCAGCCUUGGGCUGACACAAACUCAGAGUUCGUCCAUUAAAAAUUAUUUCGCGGGCAAGGACUCUUCGGAGCCGACGUUGCGGCAAGUGAACGGAAAAGGGAAGAAGAUGCGAAAACCGCGAACGAUUUACUCGAGUUUGCAGCUGCAACAGCUGAACCGACGGUUUCAGCGCACUCAGUACCUCGCCCUGCCCGAAAGGGCUGAACUGGCUGCCAGCCUUGGGCUGACACAAACUCAGCGGACUGAAACAUGGGUUGUUUCUGUGGGACACAGAGGGUACGUCAUGAAAAUGUAA
This is a messenger RNA of Notodromas monacha, 618 nucleotides long. The record is from the annotation of a GenBank genome assembly. Lineage: Eukaryota; Metazoa; Arthropoda; Ostracoda; Podocopida; Cyprididae.